GGAGGGGUGUGGAAGAGGUGACUUGUGGGAUGCGAAGCGGCCGGCGGCAAGAAGCGACGCGGACGGACGGACGGAGGGGGGAGAGAGAAACACCCGGGAGAGGAGCGGGAGUAGGACGACACACACAUAUACUCACACACACACAGGGCCUGACGUGCAGCCCCGCACACACAUACACAUACACAUACACACACACACGCACACACUGAGCGGAAGGAAAAGUUCACAUCCCACGAAUCAACGCGUGGGAGUGGGAGCAGGAUCGUGACUGACUGAGGCGAGCUCCACUGUCUGUCUCGUCAUGGCAGGACCUGGAGGCGACAUGCAGUGGUGCUUCUCUCAGGUGAAAGGAGCCAUUGAUGAUGACGUAGCUGAAGCGGACAUUAUAUCUACUGUUGAGUUCAACCACACAGGGGAGCUGCUGGCCACUGGAGACAAGGGUGGGCGUGUGGUCAUAUUCCAGCAGGAAAUAGAGAAUAAGAGUCAGCCUCAGUUCCGGAGCGAGUACAAUGUUUACAGCACUUUCCAGAGCCACGAGCCCGAGUUCGACUACUUGAAGAGUUUGGAAAUCGAGGAGAAGAUCAACAAGAUUCGCUGGCUUCCUCAGAAGAAUGCUGCUCAGUUCCUUCUGUCCACUAAUGAUAAGACGAUUAAAUUAUGGAAAAUCAGUGAACGAGACAAGAGACCAGAAGGUUAUAAUCUGAAAGAGGAGGAUGGACGCUACAAAGACCCCAACACUAUCACGUCACUGCGGGUACCUGUUUUAAUACCCAUGGACCUCAUGGUGGAGGCCAGUCCACGGAGGGUGUUCGCCAACGCCCACACCUACCAUAUCAACUCUAUCUCAGUCAACAGCGACAACGAGACUUACCUGUCUGCAGACGACCUGCGCAUCAACCUGUGGCACCUGGAGAUCACCGACCGCAGCUUCAACAUCGUAGACAUCAAACCGGCCAACAUGGAGGAGCUGACGGAGGUGAUCACGGCCGCAGAGUUUCACCCUCACCAGUGCAACACCUUCGUCUACAGCAGCAGCAAAGGAACCAUCCGCCUGUGCGACAUGAGGGCUUCAGCGCUCUGCGACAAGCACUCGAAGUUGUUCGAGGAGCCAGAAGAUCCCAGUAAUCGCUCCUUCUUCUCUGAGAUAAUAUCCUCAAUCUCAGACGUCAAGUUCAGCCACAACGGGCGAUACAUGAUGACAAGGGACUACUUGUCUGUGAAGAUUUGGGACCUGAACAUGGAAACCAGGCCUGUGGAGACCUAUCAGGUCCAUGAAUACCUGAGGAGCAAGCUGUGCUCGCUCUACGAGAACGACUGCAUCUUCGACAAGUUCGAAUGCUGCUGGAAUGGAAAUGACAGCGUGGUGAUGACCGGCUCGUACAACAACUUCUUCCGGAUGUUCGACCGCGGCCACCGGCGGGACGUGACGCUGGAGGCGUCCCGCGAGAACAGCAAGCCCAUGCAGGUCCUCAAGCCCCGCAAGGUGUGCGCCGGCGGCAAGCGCAAGAAGGACGAAAUCAGCGUGGACAGUUUGGACUUCAACAAGAAGAUCCUCCACACAGCCUGGCACCCCCAGGACAACAUCAUCGCCGUGGCAACGACCAACAACCUAUACAUAUUCCAAGAUAAAGUAAACUAAAGCGCAGGGCGAGCUCGGCGUGAGACCGGGCGCUCGGCCCGCCCCGCAGCUUCACCGGGGGGGUGAUCUGUGGUAGCAACCAGCGUCCCCCCCCCACCCCCGUCCCGUCCGUCGCUACUGCGUGCCCAGACUUUGCCACUUUGUUCUCGGUGUGGACGGAGGGAGACUCGCUCUCGCCCAUCAUCAGUGUGUGUGGCAGAGUGACACCUGCCUUGUCGUUUCAGUGAUGUUGUGCCAAUUUUUUUUUCCUCCCAUGUCAUGUUUUUUUUUUUUUUCUUUGCUAGCCCACCAGCCGGUUUCUUUUUUUUUUCUUUUUUUUUCUUUUUAACGUGGGUCAAAGUUUAAUUUUCUUAAAAACUCAGAAUACAGACAAGCUUAUUUUUAUAACUAUUCCCCUCGUUCCGAAUGGCUUUGUGGCUGUAAAUGACAAGACCAUCCCUUUAGAAAGAAAAAAACAAACACCCUCCCUCCCUUUUUUUUGUUUUUUUGUUUUUUUUUUUGUCCUGUGCCAUUGUAGUGUUUAUUUUUCUAAGAGAAAUUUGACCUUUUUUGUGUGUGUGUGCGCGUUUGUGUGUGUGUACACCUUUUUAUUAAUGAAUUCAUUCUACUGUCUGUCCUUUGAGUCUCCUCACAUCUCCAGUGUUUUCAUUAAACCAUUCGUACCCAACCGUCACACCGGUAUGUUCACGGUUUUCUUCACACACACACACACGCACACACACUCUCACACACUCGCUGCUGGCUCAGCUUGGGUCGGGUCCAGCGAUGUGUUUGUCCCGCUCUUUGUGCCUCAGGUUCUGGGUCGCCACAUUCAACACGAGAUCUUGGUUUUCUACGUUUAGUUUUGGAGACUGACUGUGUGUCUCUGUGAAUCAGUUCUUUUUUCUUUUUUUUGUCUCACAAUCGUCAGGUAUAAGAGAAAACCUAUUCAAAGAUAAUUAUUCUGAUUGUCAUAUUUAUAUUAAAAAGAGGUUAAGACGUUUGUUCCGUCCUAUUUUGUGACACCAAGCCGGACCUGAAACACAUCUAUUUUUUUUUUUUUUUUGUUGUUGGAGUGAUCUUUUAGGUAUGGUCUUCCCGCGGUGUCACUGCAGCUCCAGCUGUGCACCACAACAGGGGAAACCUUUCUUUUUAUUUCAAUUUGACACUGGACUCUUGUUGCUGCACCAAUUAAAAAGUACGUGGAUGUCUGUGUUGUGAGACUGCAAUUUAAAAAAGAAGAAGAAAAAAAAAAAACAUUAUUUGAGGCAUUACGUCACUGAAAGUGUGUGUUUGAACUACUGCAGACGGUCCCGCUGCUGGACGCGGUGGCGGCGCAGCGAGCCGCCCGGAGACCUGCAGCGCUUGAUGUCGCCGCACCAUAUUUAAAAUGUGGACAGUUCAGAUUCUAUCGAGGCCUCUAGUAAUGUAUAGCUACAGUUUUAAUCUAUGAUGGUGGAAAAAAAAUAAUAAUAAAGGAACUACUUUUUGCA
This is a messenger RNA of Salarias fasciatus (jewelled blenny), 3111 nucleotides long. It is a transcript of the gene ppp2r2ab, whose product is annotated as protein phosphatase 2, regulatory subunit B, alpha b. The record is from RefSeq and is a predicted model, not a curated record. NCBI's taxonomy places the organism in Eukaryota, Metazoa, Chordata, Actinopteri, Blenniiformes, Blenniidae. Gene Ontology annotation, cellular component: protein phosphatase type 2A complex. The transcript is spliced from 10 exons. The coding region runs from base 302 to 1639 and encodes 445 amino acids. Gene Ontology annotation, molecular function: protein binding; protein phosphatase regulator activity.